UGGAUGUUGAUCGAACCGUUCUUUAUAAAAUGAAGAAAUCAGUCAAAGCCAUAAAUGUAUCUGGUCUAGCUCAUGUGGAAAAUGAAGAACAGUACACUCAAGCAUUGGAGAAAUUUGGGGGCAACUGUGUCUGCAGGGAUGACCCGGAUUUAGGAACAGCAUUUUUAAAAUUUUCUGUAUUUACAAAGGAAUUGACUGCUCUCUUCAAAAACUUGAUUCAAAAUAUGAACAACAUAAUCACUUUCCCAUUGGACAGUUUGCUGAAGGGAGACCUGAAAGGAGUAAAAGGGGACCUAAAAAAACCUUUUGAUAAGGCGUGGAAGGACUAUGAAACAAAAGUUACAAAAAUAGAGAAGGAGAAAAAGGAGCAUGCUAAACUACAUGGAAUGAUCCGCACAGAAAUAAGUGGAGCUGAAAUUGCAGAAGAGAUGGAGAAAGAAAGGAGGUUCUUUCAGCUACAGAUGUGUGAAUACCUGCUGAAAGUCAAUGAAAUCAAGAUUAAAAAAGGAGUUGAUUUGCUUCAGAACCUGAUCAAGUAUUUCCAUGCACAAUGCAAUUUCUUUCAGGAUGGAUUGAAAGCAGUUGAAAGUCUCAAGCCUUCAAUUGAGAUGCUCUCAACAGAUCUUCAUACAAUCAAACAAGCCCAGGAUGAGGAGAGAAAACAGCUGAUACAGCUUAGAGAUAUUUUAAAAUCAGCACUCCAAGUUGAGCAGAAAGAGUCUAGGAGAGAUUCUCAAAUCCGUCAGAGCACAACUUACAGUUUACAUCAGCCUCAGGGAAACAAAGAGCAUGGCACUGAAAGAAAUGGUAGUCUCUAUAAGAAAAGUGAUGGAAUCAGAAAAGUGUGGCAGAAGAGGAAAUGCUCAGUUAAAAAUGGUUUUCUUACUAUUUCCCAUGGUACAGCUAAUCGACCUCCUGCAAAGCUCAAUCUGUUAACUUGCCAAGUGAAAACAAACCCAGAGGAGAAAAAAUGUUUUGACCUCAUAUCACAUGACAGAACAUAUCACUUUCAAGCUGAAGAUGAACAGGAAUGUCAAAUAUGGACAUCUGUGCUACAGAACAGCAAGGAAGAAGCUUUAAAUAAUGCCUUCAAAGGUGAUGAUAACACAGGAGAAAAUAAUAUUGUCCAAGAGCUGACAAAAGAAAUUAUAUCAGAGGUCCAGAGGAUGACUGGAAAUGAUGUGUGUUGUGACUGUGGAGCACAAGAUCCUACCUGGCUCUCAACAAAUUUGGGAAUUCUUACUUGUAUUGAAUGUUCAGGAAUUCACAGGGAACUUGGUGUUCACUAUUCCAGGAUGCAGUCGCUAACUUUAGAUGUGCUGGGAACAUCUGAACUUUUGCUUGCCAAAAAUAUUGGGAAUGCUGGGUUUAAUGAGAUCAUGGAAUUUUGUCUGCCGGUUGAUGAGACUGUCAAACCUAAUCCAAGCAGUGACAUGAAUGCAAGAAAAGAUUAUAUUACUGCCAAGUAUAUUGAGAGAAAAUAUGCAAGGAAGAAGCACAUUGACAAUGCAGCUAAACUGCAUGCUCUUUGUGAAGCAGUCAAAACGAGAGAUAUUUUUGGAUUGGUUCAAGUAUAUGCUGAUGGUGUGGAUCUGACAGAAAAAAUUCCACUAGCCAAUGGACAUGAGCAAGAUGAAACUGCACUUCACCUUGCGGUUAGAUCGGUUGAUCGUACUUCUCUUCAUAUCGUUGACUUUUUAGUACAAAAUAGCGGCAACCUUGAUAAGCAGACUUGUAAAGGUAGCACUGCUCUGCACUACUGCUGUUUAACUGAUAAUGUUGAGUGCCUCAAACUGCUGCUAAGAGGGAAGGCUUCUAUUGAAAUAGCCAAUGAAUCUGGAGAGACGCCACCUGAUAUAGCUAAACGCUUAAAACAUACACACUGUGAAGAGCUGCUUACACAAGCAUUAUCUGGAAGAUUUAAUUCUCAUGUGCAUGUAGAAUAUGAAUGGCGGUUACUCCAUGAAGAUCUGGAUGAAAGCGAUGAUGAUGUGGAUGAAAAAUUACAGCAACCCAGCCCUAAUCGGAGAGAAGACAGGCCUGUCAGUUUCUAUCAGCUGGGAUCAAACCAACUUCAGCCUAAUGUAGCAUCUUUGGCAAGAGAUGCAGCAAAUAUUGCUAAGGAUAAACAAAGAGGUUUUAUGCCUAGUAUAUUACAGAAUGAAACCUAUGGAGCAAUACUCAGUGGUAGUCCACCUCCCAUUCAGCCUGCGGUACCUGUUACAACAAGCGCACCUCCCCUACCUCCAAGGAAUAUUGGCAAAGUUCAGCCUUCAGUUCUUGGCAGUGGUGUUCAGACAACUUCUUCUAACACAAUGUGGAAGACUAAUUCAUUAGGAGUGGAAAGUAUAAGCAGGCAGAGAUCUUCCUCAGAUCCACCAGCUAUUCAUCCCCCUGUGCCACCAUUGCGUGUAACGUCUACAAAUAUGAUCUCCCCAGCACCACCACCUCCAGUUGCAAAGACAGCCAGUGUUAUAGAAGCUUUAAAUCAUCAGUCAAAACAAGUACAAGCUGUUCCACAAGCUAAGCCUAUACCACCACCACUGCCUCCACAACCUCCCAACAGAAUCUCUCAAAAAAAGCCUUCUUCUGGGGCUGACAAGUCAUCGCCCUUAACUAACAAAGGGCAGCCUAGAGGACCUGGAACUCUGCAACAGUCUGGAGAAUCUACCUGUGUAUCUGAAGCUCCUGUACCACAAACUGGUUCUGCAGCUAACACUUUGACACAGAUCCAACCACCAGCACCAAUGCCAAGGAAAUCGCAACUAUCAAAAACUAAACCCAAGCGAGUAAAAGCAAUUUACAACUGUGUAGCAGAUAACCCAGAUGAACUAACAUUUUCAGAGGGAGACAUUAUUGUUGUUGAUGGUGAGGAGGAUCAUGAGUGGUGGAUUGGCCAUAUUGAUGGGGAUCCUAAUCGUAAAGGAGCUUUCCCUGUUUCAUUUGUGCACUUUAUUGUUGACUAAACUGCUACUGACAAAUGGAGAAACUUCUCAUUUCCAAAUGCUGUAGAAAUCAAAUUUGCUUUGUUUCAUCUUCCCACCUGCAAACUCCUUGCCAGAAUGCUUUGGAGUCCUAGGUACUGUAGCUGACAUGUCAUUACAGCAGUUCUGACUUUGGAACUUAAAAAGUUUUUUUCUGUAUAAAUUUUUCCAUUAAUUGUUUACAUUAAAAAAAUAGUUACUCCUAUUAUCUUUUCCACGGUGAACUGAAAUACAUUAAAACAGUAAAAAUACAUGGAAAUGUGUGAACACUUAACUAUUACAAAUAUUUUUAGUUUAAAUUAAUUUUCGACUUUUUUAACCUGGAAAUACCAUAGUUCAGUGUUGUAUCCUCAUCCUCACUGAAAAUCCUAAGAUCAAAAACAGGACAAUGGAUUCAGUUAGCUCUGUGUAAUGUUUGAAGUGUUAGAGCCUAAACCUGCACGUUGCUGAGUACUUCUGAGUCUGGAACAUUCAGCACCUGGCAGUAUCAGGUUUUCAUAAAAGAAAAGGCAUCUAGUGCUGAAAAAAUCUCCCUGAACUCUGAACUUGGGUAUCUUGGCCAGGUAAAAGCUAAGAAAUCUUUCAGAUCACCAUAACAGGAGAUGUUUCUUUCAGAUUUGAUGUAGAUAUUUGCUUAAAGUUAUCUGAAAUCUGUGUUAGAUGUUGAACUUUCUAGUUCUAAUUUUGUGAGCUUGAGACCUGUUUCAUUUUCUAUGCUGCAUGUGUUCGUAAGCAGUUUCGAAAUGUCCUUUCCGUAUGUUGCAUCCAUUUUCAAUCAUAUUUGAUGUGACUACUGCUGGUUAAUUGAACCUAUAGCAAUAUUACUGAGUUACUAAAUUAACUCAAGGAUAUGAAAACUGCACUUCCUGAAAUGUACUUAGCUAAGGAUGAUGGAUUGCAGAACAUUUCUUAAAAUUGUAUUAUGGUGUUUAAUUUUUGUAUUUGAAUUUUCUUAGUCACACAGGAACAUGUUCACAUGCAUAGAACAUAUUUGGUGGAACACUUAAAUACUGUACUAAGGAUAUGUUAUCUGACAGCUCACAAGUACACCAUGUUACGUCCUAUUUCAUACAAUGUUUUAGGUGUGCCACUACUACCUUGCAAACAAAUAUUAGUUUGCUAACUCACUCUGUAUUUAUAUAAUAUAGCCACAUAUGGUAGCUACACUGUUGUUAACCUUGUUUGUUUACUAAUUUGUGAAAAAGGCUAAGCCAUUCUUAGUUCCCAGUUGAUUGAUGCAGUUCUACAAAACAUUAGAAAUCCAAUGUCAUUUUGAUGUUUGUAUAUUGCAAUACUGUACCGGUUUUUUUUGCUUAUGCUACAGGAAACAACUGAUGGCAUAGGAUUAGAAAAAUCAAUGUCUAGGUCACAUUGGCUUUGAUCACGUUUUGUGACUAUUGUAUCUCUAUAUUUAUCAAGAGAACUUUGAAUUUCUGACAAAUGGUGUAUAAAUUGGCCACUUCGUGUUUAGGGACAAAAAACAGCCCAAUGCAUAUGCUUAUAUUAAGAAAAAUCAAAUGGCAUUAAUGCUGAUACAGUCAGACCUACCCUUACAUCACCAUUCCUAAAAUGGUUCAGUGAUAGAGAGCCUGGUAUUGUAUGGGUGCAGCCAGAUACACAUUUAACUUUCGUUUCUUCUAGCAGCUGUUGUUGCAGUCUAUGUGAGGGAAUAAACUGGAAUGUUUCAGGAUACUUGUGUUGCAAAUUUUGAAACUAAUUAGUCUGCAUUUUCAAAGUUCCCAGUAAAAAUGAUAGAGUAAUAGUUUAGCACUACCAUUUUAUUCACUUACUGAUAUGUUCAGUUUGAGACACUUUUGUAUGUUUCUAUCCCAGAUAGAGUCUAGAAAGUAAAUGGGCAUAUUAUUUUGCACAGUUCUCCUAUGUACAGUAUUUUUUAACACAGAAUCUUAUAGUAUCUGUAAUAGCCUGCAGUCUUUUAUAUGGCAUCAAGGUUAAAUAUUGAUGCAAAAUUAACUUCAGUUGUGCUAAAAGGUGUACAUGUUCAGAUGUCACAAUCCUAAUUAUGGUUAUUAGUUUUCUGAAAAGUUCUGGUUUCUCAUUUUGUGACUAUUUGGUGGCACUGACUGUGCAGGAAACUAAACCCUUAACUAUCCAAUGAUGAAUUUAUAAGAAAAAAUGCCCUUGGUUUCAAUAAUAUGCUUUCGCAAGGUUUGCUCCUCCAGCAGAAAAUGCAUUAAUUUUGAAGACUGUAGAUACCUAUUUAUAAUAUAAAAUCAAGAAUAUCUGAUUCAAAAUUUUAACCUGUGUCAAAGGUGACUUCAAGAGAUCGUGAUUCAAAACAAUCUGUGUCUAGGCAAACUAUUAGGUUGCUGUGUUAACUGUUGAAAAAGGAGCAAAUAACAUUUAAAAUGCAGCUUAGAACGCUACUUGAGAUGUAUAAUAUUCAAUUCAGUCGUUUUAUUAUUUUGUUUAGUUGCAGAGCAACUGUAUAUAUUGUAUAACCUAAAAUCAACUCUUAUUUUCAAUGUCCUGAAUGCAGUGAUUUAUAAUUAGAGCAUGAUUAAUAAAAGAAUUUACUCUUGUUAACCAGUUAAGUGACUGGAAAAAUAAAACUACUUUUAAAAUCAGCUUAACUUUGGCCUCUCUUUGUACAGUUUGUGCCUCCGAAACAAAUAAGCUGUUCAAAGUAGGAGACUAUACAUGCAGCAGCUUCAGCACUGUGGAGUAUGGUCAUGUGUAUGUGCACUUAGAG
Alligator sinensis (Chinese alligator) is the source of this 5697-nucleotide messenger RNA. It is a transcript of the gene ASAP2, whose product is annotated as ArfGAP with SH3 domain, ankyrin repeat and PH domain 2. Gene Ontology annotation, cellular component: cytoplasm. Bases 30 to 2966 code for a protein of 978 amino acids. The record is from RefSeq and is a predicted model, not a curated record. The transcript is spliced from 28 exons. Gene Ontology annotation, molecular function: protein binding; GTPase activator activity. Gene Ontology annotation, biological process: positive regulation of GTPase activity. NCBI's taxonomy places the organism in Eukaryota, Metazoa, Chordata, Crocodylia, Alligatoridae.